Messenger RNA from Mizuhopecten yessoensis (Yesso scallop), 1874 nucleotides. Its product is annotated as beta-lactamase domain-containing protein 2-like. The record is from RefSeq and is a predicted model, not a curated record. The transcript is spliced from 8 exons. The coding region runs from base 313 to 1563 and encodes 416 amino acids. NCBI's taxonomy places the organism in Eukaryota, Metazoa, Mollusca, Bivalvia, Pectinida, Pectinidae.
UGCACGUCAUGCCCGUUAAUACCUAGGUAGGCCGUCGUACAUCAUAAAGUCGACAUACCGCAAACGUCAAGUAAAUUAAAAAAAAAAAACACGAUCAAGUGGUGAUCGAGUGUUUAGGAUAAUUCUCCGUCCCACUACCCGUAUGAUUCAGAGUAAAUAGAUAUUAAGUAUAUAUGCAUAGUCAGGUAAAUGAUAACACUAAGGAUUAGCCAGAUAUACUGUACAUAGUCCAUACCUUCAUUGCUGAUAAGCAUUAUACCUAGAAAAGCAGGUGAACUACCCACUCGUCUCCACCAGUACGGAAGAAACGUGAUGGCUGACGAAACGAAGACACCAGAACAGGCUCACGUUGACGGAUUCGUCAGAGACGGGUUUGAGAAAGUCAGAGAUGCGUUCAGGGCCAGUCUGGAGGAUGGUUCUGACAUAGGAAGUUCGGUGGCUGUUUACUAUGAAGGGGAGCUCGUGGUGAACCUGUGGGGAGGAUGGAUAGAGAAGGAGGCGGGACUUAAAUGGAGAGAGGAUACCAUGCCUUGUGUCUAUUCCUCUACAAAGAGCCCUUCAGCCCUCGUUAUCGCACACCUUGUAGACAGAGGACUGCUAGACUAUAAUGAAAAAAUCUCCAAAUAUUGGCCAGAGUUUGGACAGAACGGCAAGGAAGACAUCACUCUGGAAACCUACAUCACUAACAAGGCUGGUCUAAGCGGGAAUGACGAGCCUCUCUCUAUAAGGCUCAUGCUGGAUGACCCCAAAAAGUUUGGAGAACUUUUAGCCAAACAGAAGCCGCUCUGGGAACCAGGAACAAAACAUGGCUACCAUCCGAUGACAUUUGCAUUAUAUUUGGACCAAAUUGUGAGGAGGGUGGAUCCAGAGGGACGUAGUCUCGCCCAAUACUUCCAAGAGGAGAUGGCCGGGCCGUUCGAUAUUGAAUUUUAUAUUGGACUCCCAAAAGAGCUAUACUACAGAGCUCCCCGUUCGUUUAUGCUGCCUAAUGCCGAUAUUUUGGAAAUGAUGAAAAAAAUGCAGGGAGAUCCGGAAAUAACGAAGGUUGUGAAUGAAACCUUCACAGACGUCCUGACCAUGAACAACCCGUAUAUAAGAGAGGUUCCCGUUGGAUCAGCCUUCGGACACGGGACUACUGCAUCUUUAGCUAAAUUCCACGGCAUCCUAGCCAAUGGGGGCGUCCACAACGGUAAGAGGCUAUUGUCAGAGGAGGCUAUUCAAAGACAGCUGGAACUCAAGUCCUACGGCAAAGAAGUUGUAUAUGGAAUGGAGUACAUGUUUAGCCUAGGAACCAUGGUAGUGGCCUCGAUGGACGAUACACAGCCUCCCGUGUUUUCCUUUGGUCAUGGCGGCUUUGGGGGUCAAAUGGUCAUUGCAGACCCUACUCACAAGGUCGGCUUUGCGUACGCCUCCAACCAUUUGAACCUCGACAUUGAGAACGAACGUCGCUGGAAGAAUCUUUACGACGUGGUGUACGAGUGUGUUUACAAGAUUAAGAACAUUACCGCCAAAAGGUCGUUUUUCCAAACCUACGCCAAAAUGAAAGCCGCACAGGACGCCUAAACAUUAUUAAGGUCCUUGCAGCCCAACGGUGUUGAACAGGAAAACAAUUCAAUCAUCUUAUUCACAAAACAAUAAUUUCUUGACAAUUUUGAAAACAAAUGUUGCCUUUCCUAUAAACUCUUUGGUCGGACAAGCCAGAUAAUGAACUGUUAUUAACAUCUUACUGAUCCGCCCUCGUUUGGACGAGAUUAUUGACUUAACAUUUUUCUUAACGGAGUUCCAUGUAAUUUGUUCAUUUUUAUCAGAUAUUGCACUCAUAUAUUUUUCAUAUUAAAAAUCAUUAUUACCAAAAGUGGUUCUUGAUCAUUUGU